GCCGCGGCGCUGCCCGAUGACGCCGUGGAAGAGCCGCUUCCCUCGGCGCUCCCCGCCCCGCGGAGCCGCGGCGGAGCCACGCCGGGAGGGUAGUACUGCAAUAGGAAUGACGGUGAACCCACCCCUGUGUUUUAGAGGAAAGAAGAUCCUGGCUCCAAUGGUGCGAGUGGGAACGUUGCCAAUGCGCCUUCUUGCCCUGGACUAUGGUGCUGAUAUCGUGUACUGUGAGGAGCUGAUUGACAUAAAGAUGCUGCAGUGUAAGAGGGUUAUAAAUGAAGUACUUGAAACGGUGGACUUUGUUGCACCUAAUGAAAGAGUUGUUUUCAGAACUUGUGAAAGGGAGAGGCAACGUGUUGUCUUUCAAAUGGGUUCAGCAGAUGCUGAGAGAGCCCUGGCAGUAGCUAAGCUUGUAGAGAGUGAUGUGGCUGGUAUUGAUAUCAACAUGGGAUGCCCAAAAGAAUACUCUACUAAGGGAGGUAUGGGAGCAGCACUGCUGUCUGAUCCUGACAAAAUAGAGUCUAUAUUGACUGCCCUUGUUAAAGGAGUUUGUAAACCGGUAACCUGCAAAAUCCGCAUUUUGCCCUCAGUUGAAGAUACUGUGAAUCUGGUGAAGAGAAUAGAAAAAACUGGUAUUGCUGCCAUUGCAGUCCAUGGAAGAAAUAAGGAGGAGAGGCCUCAGCACCCUGUCCACUGUGAUGUGAUCAAGGCCAUAUGUGAAGCCGUCUCCAUUCCAGUAAUAGCAAAUGGAGGAUCUCAUGACUUCAUCAAAGAAUAUAUGGACAUAGAGACCUUCCAGAAAGCAACAGCUGCCUCAUCAGUAAUGAUAGCUCGUGCUGCCAUGUGGAACCCAUCUAUCUUCAGAAAAGAGGGGUUUUUCCCCUUGAAGGAUGUCAUGCAAGAUUACCUUAAAUAUGCAGUGAGAUACGAUAAUCACUAUACCAACACAAAAUACUGUUUGUGUCAGAUGUUAAGAGAACAGUUGGAAACUGCUCAGGGUAAGAAGCUACAUGCUGCACAGUCCACACAGGAGAUCUGUGAAGUCUUUGAAAUGGGUGACUUCUAUGAAGAAACAAGAGCUAUUUUUGAAGCAAAGAAAAUGUCUUUAGAAACUGAGACGCAAGAUGAAGAUGACCAAGUAGAUGAUCCAGAUGUAAUAAAAAUGGCUGUUAGAUUUGACAAGCGAGAAUAUCCACCACAGAUUACUCCAAAAAUGUAUCUUCUGGAAUGGUGUAGGAAAGAAAAGCAUCCUCAGCCUGUUUAUGAAACUGUUCAAAGACCAUUGGAUAGAUUAUUCUGUUCAGUAGUGACAGUAGCUGAGCGAAAAUACCGAUCAACUCUAUGGUAAAACUUGGAGCAAGCAGUGUCCCAUCUGGUGCCUCUGGUGCUUUGGAAGGCUUUUCCUUUUAAUGUUUCUUGAACAACUGUAUAAACCCAGAGGAUUAGAGUUUGCCUGCAGGAGAGCACCAAGAAGGGCAGCUGUUGUUCUCUUCAGCAUUUUUUUGCUGAGCCAUCAGGACAGCUUAAUGCUACUACAUGUUAAAAACCUCCUGCAUUAUAGUGUUUGUGGGUAUGGACAGUGCUUCUGACCACUUCCUGCUGAAUCCCUGCCCCUCUGAAACCACUUCAUGGCUGACUGAGUGUUUCUUCUUUUUUAAUUGUGCAAAACUGGAGAAGAUGUGUAUGUGUUAAUUCAAAUGGAAAAUUAAGUGGGAGAUUCCAGAGACCUUUUCUUGUCUGUGUCCUUUUCUACAUGAUUAUAUUAAAACCUUUACAUCUGCAGUCUGUCUAUUUUCCUUGUAUGUAAUAGGAUAAAAGAUGCCAUAUCAGCAGUAGCUAUUUUACCUUGAAAAAUUAUCCAUCUUUUUGAUAAUGUCUUGCUUGG
This is a messenger RNA of Lepidothrix coronata (blue-crowned manakin), 1882 nucleotides long. RefSeq names its product dihydrouridine synthase 2 (gene DUS2). Gene Ontology annotation, molecular function: tRNA dihydrouridine synthase activity; tRNA binding; flavin adenine dinucleotide binding. The record is from RefSeq and is a predicted model, not a curated record. Gene Ontology annotation, biological process: tRNA dihydrouridine synthesis. The coding region runs from base 17 to 1345 and encodes 442 amino acids. Lineage: Eukaryota; Metazoa; Chordata; Aves; Passeriformes; Pipridae. Gene Ontology annotation, cellular component: cytoplasm. The transcript is spliced from 16 exons.